CUAUACAUCAAGAACGGCCAGGGCUUCAUCCUCGUCUACAGCCUCGUCAACCAGCAGAGCUUCCAGGAUAUCAAGCCCAUGCGGGACCAGAUCAUCCGAGUGAAGCGGUAUGAGAAAGUGCCAGUCAUCUUGGUUGGGAACAAAGUGGACCUGGAAAGUGAGAGGGAGGUGUCAUCCAACGAAGGCAGGGCCCUCGCCGAAGAGUGGGGCUGCCCCUUUAUGGAGACUUCUGCGAAGAGCAAAACGAUGGUGGACGAACUCUUUGCCGAAAUCGUGAGGCAGAUGAACUACGCCGCGCAGCCUGACAAAGACGACCCGUGCUGUUCCGCCUGUAACAUCCAAUAGCGUCCGAUGCGGCCGCCCCGGUCGGGCCUUGCCCGCUACCGCAGGCGAGGGCGCACCUCGUCCACACGACUGCGGAGUCCGCAGGGUGUGGGGGGUGACUCUGCAGUGCAACGGCCACCCUCGUUCGGCGUCGAGCAGUGAUUGUCAGUUGAGGUCUCUGAGUACCACUUGGGGUCAGUAGCUACAGUCUUCACCGUUGUCCUCGGCCUCCUGGACGCACCUGCAACCUGAAGGCAUAGCCAGUCUACAGGGUGAUCUCCUUCGGAAGCUGUGGUGGCAUUGUCACCGAGUUGACAGAAGCAACUAUUGUAUAAAUUCAAAAUAAUCAUGAGAGA
Molecule: messenger RNA, 680 nt
Organism: Puma concolor (puma)
Lineage: Eukaryota; Metazoa; Chordata; Mammalia; Carnivora; Felidae
Gene: RAP2A
Product: RAP2A, member of RAS oncogene family
Biological process (GO): Rap protein signal transduction
Cellular component (GO): membrane
Molecular function (GO): GTP binding; GTPase activity
Source: RefSeq, a predicted model, not a curated record